Messenger RNA from Durusdinium trenchii, 489 nucleotides. NCBI's taxonomy places the organism in Eukaryota, Dinophyceae, Suessiales, Symbiodiniaceae. The record is from the annotation of a GenBank genome assembly.
AUGGACCUUCAAAACGAUCCGCGCUUCUUUCAAGACAACGUCCUCAACAAGAGGCUUGCGGCUCUCUCCGGAAUGUCGGUUGUAUCUGGACUGAUGGUGUCUGUUUGCACUGGAGUCCUUGAGAAGAGGAAGAACUUGAAUUUUGAGACCUGGGACGGUCGAGUUCGAUGCUGCAACUUCUUGUUGUUGAGCCUUGUGCUUUUCCUCAAUACGGUCGCAACUUAUGUUCCCAUGGCGCAGACCUAUCACACGUACCGCUUGGAAACUGCUGGACCCACUGGAUUCGAAAUCGCUAGCUCGUACUAUCUCAAUCGCAACAUCGUGGCAUGGAGACACUUUUCGGUGUUUUGCCUGCUGAACGGUAUGACGUUCUACCUGAUUUCCUAUGGGGUUCGACUCACUGUGAGCUUCUCUGAAGUCGCCACCAACGAGGACGAUAUGGUGGAACCAUAUUGUGCUUAUGUCAUGGCCUGGAAUGUGGGUCUGUGA